Hevea brasiliensis (rubber tree) is the source of this 686-nucleotide messenger RNA. RefSeq lists its product as uncharacterized. The coding region runs from base 70 to 624 and encodes 184 amino acids. The record is from RefSeq and is a predicted model, not a curated record. Lineage: Eukaryota; Viridiplantae; Streptophyta; Magnoliopsida; Malpighiales; Euphorbiaceae. The transcript has 2 exons.
AUUUCUGGUGUUAUCCUGAGAAAACACAUUUGUGGUGGAGUGGCUAUGGUUUCAUUACUGUAAAUUGAAAUGCUUUCUCUUUACAGUUUCUCACUCUGCAAUAAGCAACCAUUCUCACUUCCACAGCUUUCUUUAAUCUCCAAUAACAAGCCUAUACCUCUCAUUUCUCUCAGGCUACUAAAUGGAUAUACUUAUUUUUUCAAGAAAACAAGCACAAACCAAUCUUCUUCAUCUUCUUGUAUCGUUCAUGCAGCAGAGAAAGACUCACAGCAGUUUGAGAUAGACCCAGAUAGGGCCAGGGAGGCCCUUCAAAAACUUGAUCAGCAGCUCCAAGACCUCUCCAAGAAACAAGUCAACCCUCCAAAAAUAAAAGCUUCAGAAGUGAAAAUAGCAAGAGAUCAAACAACAGAAGAAGAGCCUGUGCCACAGCUUUCAGGAUCUUUCCUAGCACUUUUAACUACAGCACUCUUUCUUUUUACCAUUUUCUACAAUAUUCUAUACAUCACAGUCAUAGAACCAUCCACAGAUGGAGCAGAACCAACUCCUACUACUGAUCUGGAAACUAAAUCUCCUGAACUAGCACUUCUGCAACUGUUGCCAUUGGCACCUGAAAUUUUCUUGUAAUGCUCUAUAUGACGUUAAAUAUUAGUGAAAACAAAUGCUUAAAAGCAAGUUUCGGUUUUAAA